GUUGCCGCUCUCAUUCGUUCCUCUACGUCUAACAAUUUUAGAAAUCAAGUGCUAAAAAACAUCAAUGAGUUAUAUUUGAAAAAGAGAUUUUCAACAUCUCAAUGUUCACUUGUCCUGAUUCACUUUCAGUUCGAGCCGUGAAAUCAACAUUCAACACGGAAGAAAGCACAUAGCUCCUCCGUGGUCGCAGCCUCUACACAACAAAUCUCAGGAAAUGACCCAGCCAGAUAUUCAAUUCAACUCGAAGUACAUUUAAAUACUCUAUGUCGAGCAAUUCCAAAACCAUCACAACACCAGCGCAGCUGCUCAAGAACUAAUUCUUCGACACCGACCCUCACUUAAAGCACAACUGAGCCGUGGCCUCGAAUUUCGAGUCUCGCGUCCACAAUGGACUAUGUACCUGGAAUCAAUCUCUACCGUCGACUUCGGACCUGGUUUACAUUAGCAAGGUUAUAGGGCAAUCCAGCUACCCCAAUGUAAUAAUUUGUGUGUGUCGUAACUAACAGAGUUAGCUUCCUCCGGGGUUUUCAUGCAAUGAAUAGCUAUACCAGAAUCAUCGACAGCAACCCCAACUCGCCCACAACGGCAGUUACGGGGCACCCACAAAUGGUCACCAGCUAUGAUGUCAACGAAGGAGGAAACUCAGUAAAGCAUAAGAUGGACAGUGCAGUUGCGGUAAUGCUACAGAAGAUCCAAUCUUCCAACAUGUCACAAAUGCCAUUAACGAUGUUCAACCCAUUCCGGCGUCUGCCCGCAGAACUUCGAAUCAAAAUAUGGAAACUCAGCCUACCUGAGCCACGCACCAUAACACCUCACCCGGAUUAUAUCCCCGAUGAGAUUUAUGUACAGAGCUUAGUCUCUCCCCUCUUCGAUGUGUGUUUCGAAUCGAAAGAGAUCGUUGACAAGGUCUAUCCUCUGUAUUUCCAUGAGCUACUGUUGGGCAAUGCUAUCCGUUUCUCUCCUUCGAGGGACAUACUUAUGUUUCCUGGUUACCACAUCAUGAAAACCUUCUACCUUACCCCUUGGAACGGCAUCCGCCGCUCCCUCACACCAGCCCAGUCUCAUGCAUUCACCAACAUCAAACACCUCAUAGUUAACUAUGACUUCCUUCCCGGGAGCGUCCUACCAUUCGCCGAGAAAUUCAAGAAUCUCGAUACGUUGAUUGUGGUGGGCAAGAGAGCUUGGGACGCGAGGAAGCCACCGGCUGUUGACGAGGGCUACUUUAUGGAGAGAUUGAGAGUGGCUGCGAAGAAUAGAGGUAGAGAUGGGAGAGAGCCGGAAGUUGCGUUUCGGAUUGGAGGUUGGGGAAUGGUCCUGCGCUGGACUGGUGGAAUGUUUUUGGAAUUUGGACUUUGGGAGGUCAUGCUGAAGCUCUGCGAAAGAUACCUUGGCGUUCUUUGAUUUGGACUUGGAAAUGCGCUAAAGUCUUGGACAUAGCGCUGAUUUCUAUAAUGACACAAAUCGGAAAACAUGAAAGGAUACUGAUGUGUCGUCGCUACCCUUACUUUGUUCCUCUCCAGAACAUGACGUCCCGCAGAAAGCGAAGGGUUUGGUCCAAAGGGAAGUAGUGGAGACCAACAUAAGCGAGACACGGGUUCGGAAUGGUAAACAAAAAGCUUUCCAUUGAAAGCGAGGGUACAAAGCAAUGAUCGCCGAGACAUCUUCACAUAGACUCAGAAUUACAGGAGGCUGCAAUGGGGACGUGCGGUAAUGGUGAUCCGAUUGGCGGUGAUCCCAUAAGGGACCGCUAGGGCUGGGGAGGAUGGAGCUGGU
Molecule: messenger RNA, 1773 nt
Organism: Cadophora gregata
Lineage: Eukaryota; Fungi; Ascomycota; Leotiomycetes; Helotiales; Ploettnerulaceae
Exons: 3
Coding region: 535-1401 (288 amino acids)
Source: RefSeq, a predicted model, not a curated record